Messenger RNA from Pteronotus mesoamericanus, 2508 nucleotides. RefSeq names its product ADP dependent glucokinase (gene ADPGK). Gene Ontology annotation, biological process: glucose metabolic process. Gene Ontology annotation, molecular function: ADP-specific glucokinase activity. The transcript has 7 exons. The coding region runs from base 62 to 1549 and encodes 495 amino acids. The record is from RefSeq and is a predicted model, not a curated record. NCBI's taxonomy places the organism in Eukaryota, Metazoa, Chordata, Mammalia, Chiroptera, Mormoopidae. Gene Ontology annotation, cellular component: endoplasmic reticulum.
CCCGGAAGAGGCGCAGGCCGGGAGAGGAGUAGGUCGGCUAAGUUUGCGCGUCUUGGUCCCCAUGGCGCUGUGGCGCGGCUCUGCGUACGCGGGCUUCUUGGCAUUGGCGGUGGGCUGCGUCUUCUUGCUGGAGCCGCAGCUGCCGAACUCGGCGCUGCGGUUGUUGUGGAGCUCGCUGCAGCCGGGGCCCCCUCCUCCGGGACCCGGCUCCCCUGAGGGCCGGUUGGCGGCCGCCUGGGACGCACUCAUCGUGCAGCCGGUCCGGCGCUGGCGCCGCGUGGCAGUGGGAGUCAAUGCAUGUGUGGAUGUGGUGCUCUCAGGGGUGAAGCUCUUGCAGGCACUUGGCCUGAAUCCUGGGGAUGGGAAAGAUCACUCCAUCCUGCAUUCAAGGAAUGAUCUGGAAGAUGCCUUCACUCACUUCAUGGGGAAGGGAGCAGCUGCAGAGCGCUUCUUCAGCGAUAAGGAAACUUUCCAUGACAUUGCCCAGGUUGCAUCCGAGUUCCCAGGAGCCCAGCACUAUGUAGGAGGAAAUGCAGCUUUAAUUGGACAGAAAUUUGCAGCCAACUCAGAUUUAAAGGUUCUUCUUUGUGGUCCAGUUGGUCCAAAGCUGCAUGAACUUCUUGAUGACAACAUAGUUGUUCCACCAGAGUCACUGCAGGAAGUGGAUGAGUUCCAUCUCAUUUUAGAGUAUCAAGCAGGGGAGGAGUGGGGCCAGUUAAAAGCUCCCCAUGCCAACCGAUUCAUCUUCUCCCACGACCUCUCCAACGGGGCCAUGAAUAUGCUGGAGGUGUUUGUGUCUAGCCUGGAGGAGUUUCAGCCAGACCUCGUGGUCCUCUCUGGAUUGCACAUGAUGGAGGGACAAAGCAAGGAGCUCCAGAGGAAGAGACUCUUGGAGGUUGUGACCUCCAUUUCUGACAUCCCAGCUGGUAUUCCAAUUCACCUAGAACUGGCCAGUAUGACUAAUAGGGAGCUCAUGAGCAGCAUUGUGCAUCAGCAGGUCUUUCAUGCGGUGACUUCCCUUGGGCUGAAUGAACAGGAGCUGUUAUUUCUCAGCCAGUCGGCAGCUGGACCGCACUCUUCUCUCUCUUCCUGGAACGGUGUUCCUGAUGUGGGCGUGGUCAGUGACAUCCUCUUUUGGAUCUUGAAGGAACAUGGGAAGAGUAAAAGCAGAGCUUCAGACCUCACUAGGAUCCACUUCCACACGCUGGCCUACCACAUCCUAGUCACUGUGGAUGGAUACUGGGCCAACCAGCUUGCUGCUGUGGCUGCAGGAGCUCGUGUGGCAGGGACACAGGCCUGCGCAACAGAAACCAUAGACACCAGUCAAGUGUCCCUGAGGGCACCACGCGAGUUCCUGACUUCGCGUUCAGAGGCAGGCUCCAGGAUCAUAUUCAACCCUGACGAGCCAGUGGUAGGAUGGCACAGGGAGGGGGUGUCCUUCCACUUCACACCCGUAUUGGUCUGUAAAGAUCCUAUUCGAACUGUGGGCCUUGGAGAUGCUAUUUCAGCCGAAGGUCUCUUCUAUUCAGAAGUGCACCAUCACUAUUAGAAAGGUUGUUGUGAAUAAUUUUCCCAAAAGAGAACUAGCCAAUUUAAGAUCACAGGAAUUAAGUGGUUUGGAAAAUAGGAUCGAGGUAUCAGAACAGUUUCUAGAUUUAAAUCAAAAACAGCCAAAGAAACAACAGCAGAUUAAACUGUAUCAGAUACAUUCCAACUUGUUGACAAUUACACAAAAACAUUUCAGGUUUUAAUCAAAAUUUAUCUACUAAUGAGAGUGGAUUUUGGUUUUUUAUGUUGUGUGUUACAGGGCUAAAAACCUGAUUCCCACAUCCCCAGUUUGUGCAGCAUUCUCAAGUAUUUUAGGCCAAACUUCUUCACCCUAGAGCGCAUGUCAGCUGGAAAAAGCCCCCCUUCCUGCCCCCUUCAGAAGUGCAUGCUCACUCACCGUGUCUAGUAAAGCCCAGUGUGAGCUGCUUGUGUUCUCCGUCUACUCAGUGCCUGUGGUCAGGGUCAUGAGUUCCAUUCAGUGCUAUAAUGAAAACACUUAAUGAGCAUAUCUUAUAUCUUCUCAGUCUUUUCUCACACGUAAGAGCCACAAAUGAGAACAAAAUCCUCCCCCCUGAGCUUCAUAGUCAGGGAGGCAGGAGCCUGGGGCCCAGCGAGGGAAUCUGCCAUUCCGCUCUGGUUUAGAAGCCUGGCUGCCCUGUAGGGCGGCCCUGUGAGCUGAAGGGCGGUGCCCUCCUGCCCUGGCUCCUUAGAUUGUAUGCUGGCUGGUCAGAGACUGCUGUGCCCGCCCAACCUCGUUGCCCGGCUCUGGACAUACUUUCCCCAGUAGAAGAGUGAUCUUCAUUCUGAACCUUGAAGGAAGCUGGCAUUUACAACUGGAAUACGCUUCUGUGUGUGUAACUGAUAGUGCUUGUUCUACAUUGACACAUCACAUCCAUUAAAGAGUUUGACCUCAUAAGAGCCCCAGGAUCAUGAAGAAAUUGGUCAUGUUAACAUAUUUAU